CACACACGCGCUCGUGAUCGGCCCUGGGACCGGAGCGCUCGCACGGCGUUCGCCAGUUUUUCGCCGCGACUCGUUGGCUCAGUUCAACCGAUUGCGCUCGAGCGAAAGGACUCGAUGUUUCGUGCGAGCAGCCGGUCGAAAGCAAACCAACGCUUUCGGUGAUACUUAUUGUACUUCGACUUUAUUCACGCACACACGACUUUGUUUCGGCCGUGCGGGGCCAGCUUCAAUUGAUUUUUUCCGAGUAGAGUACUUGAUUGGGAGAAAAGAGUUUAAUUACUGCGUCGACGCGGGAGAAGAGCACCAAGCGAUACAAGGUGGCCCGGUGAUCCUGCAGCGGGAAUCGCUUCUCUCUACCAGACUAAUUUGAGGGAAGAUCGAUUCGACAAGACACAAUGGCAUCGACGAGCUUGGAGGACCUGCCCGAUAGGAUUGGAGCGACUUUCAAAGGUCGGGACAUCUUGAUAACCGGAGGAACCGGAUUUUUGGGAAAAGUGUUAGUUGAAAAGUUCCUGCGUUGCCUGCCAGAGAUUAAUCAGCUUUACCUGCUGGUCAGGCCGAAAAAGGGCAAAGACCCGAAGCACAGACUGGAUGACAUUUUCAACUCGGCGUUGUUCGAAAAGGUGAAAGAACUAAGAGGCGUCGAGGGUCUGAAAAAGAAGGUCACGAUAAUCAGCGGCGACGUCUCGCAUCCCGGUUUGGGCAUUUCAGCGGAGGAUAGAAAAUUGCUAUGCGAAAGAAUAAGCAUAGUUUACCAUGGAGCAGCCACAGUCAGAUUCGACGAGUUACUGAAACGGGCUGUGAUUUUAAACACACGAGGCACAAAACAGAUGUUAGAUCUGGCCAAAGAUAUGAAAAAACUUGAACUCUUUGCACACAUAAGCACGGCGUACUGCCACCUUGAAGAGAAGGUCUUGGGCGAAAAACCAUAUCCUCCACCGGCGGAUCCGCACAAAAUAAUCAAAUGCGUCGAAUGGAUGGAAGACGAGGUCGUCGAAGCUAUGACGGACAAAAUUCUUGGAGAUCUUCCGAACACAUACGCCUUCACGAAGGCUCUAUCAGAAGGACUUGUUGAAGAAGUCAUGAACGACAUCCCUGCUAUAAUUCUGAGACCAAGUAUUGUGAUUCCGAUCUGGAAGGAGCCGGUCGCCGGCUGGACAGACAACAUCAACGGACCAACAGGUCUGCUUAUCGGCGCAGGCAAAGGUGUCAUCCGAACUAUGUACUGCAACGAGAACGGCUACGCGGACUACGUGCCCGUUGACAUCGGUGUAAACGCGAUCCUCGCCGUCACGUGGAACUACAUCGGCAACAAGCAGCACGAAAAGCGCGUCUACAAUCUCACCAGCAGCAGCGAAUUCAAGGUUUCGUGGGCCGAGAUUAUCGAGCGAGGCCGUCGAAUCACGGAGAAAGUGCCGCUUAACGGCGUCGUCUGGUACCCUGGUGGCAGCAUGAAGAAAUCACGUCUGAUGCACAAUAUCUGCGUGCUCUUCUUCCACAUGAUACCGGCAUACCUCAUCGAUAUGCUCAUAUUUUUGGCCGGCCACAAGCCCAUAAUGUGCCGAGUUCAUCGUCGUAUUCAAAAGGGCUUCGAAGUAUUCGAGUACUAUGCAAACAAUCAAUGGGACUUUGAAAAUGCAAAUAUAGCAGAACUUAGAUCACUUCAAAAUGAAAAAGAAAAAGUACUUUACCAGUUACAUGGGGACGACAUGGAUCUGGACAACUAUUUUGAAAAUUGCAUACGAGCUGCAAGGGUUUUCAUCUUGAACGAACCACCGGAAACUUUACCUGCUGCUCGACGACAUAUGAGAGUAAUGUACUGGGUAGAUAUUGUCACGAAAAUACUGUUUUUCGUUCUGCUUAUAUACACAAUGGCUUGCUGGAGCGAUAGUUUCAAGGCGUUGCUUGUCGGUGGAUGGCGGCUUCUCGACCGGGCAUUAACUAAUUAAUUGUCCCUCAAAUAAAGUUUUUUUUUUAAUAUUUAGUACCUUCACAUUGUAAAUUUACCAAAUAAAUAUUAAAUAAUUAAGGCAACAGAGGUGAUUAAGACGGAAAGUAGUCUGAAUACCUCUCCGCGAAUACAGUUGUGUAUGUACAUAUACAUGGUCUAGAUACCUCAAGCUUCUUUUUACAAGAAAAAUUGAAGAAAAAAUAUGAAUCAUGAAGAAAUUUUCGCGAGGCUACUCGUGUUUAUAUCUAUCUAAAACGAAAUCAUUGUAUAUUAUUUCUAUUUUAUAAAAGAUAAUGUAUGUUUAGAAUAUGGAUGGAAAAAAUAAAUUUUUAAAAACACAUUUGUCUCACUAUUAAGUGGAUUUUAUUUUCGUUUAAGAUGUUAUGAACAUUACCCGCCUAGACGGAUUCUUGUACAGGCGGUUCGUAGCCUUCUGGUCUCUCUACCUUUGAUCCGGUUUCUCCACCUUCUCCUCCCUUGGCGCUUCCACCGUCACCGUGAAGCUCGAGAAGCUU
Messenger RNA from Nasonia vitripennis (jewel wasp), 2466 nucleotides. Its product is annotated as putative fatty acyl-CoA reductase CG5065. Gene Ontology annotation, cellular component: peroxisome. The transcript has 9 exons. Gene Ontology annotation, biological process: long-chain fatty-acyl-CoA metabolic process. The coding region runs from base 396 to 1949 and encodes 517 amino acids. The record is from RefSeq and is a predicted model, not a curated record. Gene Ontology annotation, molecular function: alcohol-forming very long-chain fatty acyl-CoA reductase (NADP+) activity. NCBI's taxonomy places the organism in Eukaryota, Metazoa, Arthropoda, Insecta, Hymenoptera, Pteromalidae.